Molecule: messenger RNA, 1332 nt
Organism: Iphiclides podalirius (scarce swallowtail)
Lineage: Eukaryota; Metazoa; Arthropoda; Insecta; Lepidoptera; Papilionidae
Source: the annotation of a GenBank genome assembly
AUGAUGGCAGUUUCACUUUCAGGGGCUGUAAUAAGAAAUAUAUUAUUAUACCGCACAUGCGUACAUUCUUUAAAUCAUAGUAAAAAUGACUGCAAAGGGUUCCUUUCGCCAACAAAGGCCAACAAUACCCAGCAAUUUGAGGUAGAAGUACAAAAGUAUGAAGCCUUUGUAUCUAUGGCAAAAUUGAUUAUUGAAUCUCUAGCACCAGCAGUCCUUUCAUUAUUUCUUGGUGUGUGGUCAGAUACUCAUGGAAGAAAACCAUUAGUGGUUUGGCCCCUUCUUGGUAUGUCAGUUAGUGGAGCAUUAGUCGUUGUCUACAGUAUGUUGGAUGGCCUUGGGCCAUGGUGGCUUAUUCUAACUGUUAUACCGAUGUCGUUUACGGGUGGCUACACUUCACUAUUCACAGGCGCAUUUUGCUAUCUGAGCGAUAUUACCACUGUAGAAAACAGGUCAUUUAGGAUGACUAUAUUAGAAGCUGCUGUGUCAAUCGGUAGUGUUAUUGGGUCUAUGGCAAGUUCAUAUGUACUGAGGGCUGUCGGGAAUGUAUACCUGUUACUUAUAACUGUGACACUACAAGUUACUGCUUACGCCUUUAGCAAUGUGUUCCUAAAGGAGUCGCUGCCCGGAGCAGUCAAGGGCAGCCUCUCGUCCGUGUUAGACAUUUCGUUAAUAAAGGAGAUGGUGAAGAAAUGUUUCCAAAGAAGGCCGAACCACGGGCGCGCCCAGAUUCUCCUCUUGACGUUCGCGAACAGCCUGUCGAUAUUUAUUCUGUACGGCAUGAUGAACUUGGAAUACGAUUACACCAGGACAAAACUCCACUGGGCCAUACAGCAGUACACCACCUUCUCGGCAGUGAGCACGACCAUCUCAUUUGUCGGUUCAUUGAUUGGUGUGAUUUUGGUGCAGAAAUUGCUGCGUGUCAGUGAUCUGAUUUUCUCGUCUAUAGCGUUCUUGUCGGCCUCCGUCGAAUAUCUAAUAAGGACGUUCGCUGUUGCUACUUGGUAUAUGUACUUAGGCGCCGGAGUCUCCUUGUUUAAAGGUCUGUCUGCGCCGUUGAUCCGUUCCAUGUUAACUAAGAUGCUGCCAAUGGAGGACAUCGCGAAGGUGUUUGCACUCAUAUGCGCCAUCGAAGGCAUAUCCCCGCUCAUAUCACCGGCCAUAUACAGUUCGCUUUACACCACCACAAUCAAGUCCUUCCCUGGCGCCAUCUACUUGCUGAGCAGCGCAAUUACGGCACUCUGCGUUGUUCUGUUAGGGUUUGUGCAAUAUUUCAUUUGGAAAGGAAGAUCUCAAGGAAAUUUCCAACAAUUGGAGGAAGAAGACUCGUCGUCU